CGUCGACGUUUUCCUGGACUCUCGCUGAUGUCAUUGGAUUCUCGCCAGAAGCAGGAAUCUGGGUCGUUUCGGAGGCGGUGCGAGUAUAUAGUAUUCAUUCGAAGGAUGACACUCUCGAGCCGUUUGCAUCCCAUCACCUUCCUUCACAUCUCUGAAUAUCCUCUCGCCGCGACUGUUCCUCCAUCACAUUACUGGGAACUUUAUGGCCCCACUUUUCUCUUGGUAUGUCAUCGAAAGUUGCGUUUGCGCUGCUCAUAGCUCAGAGUACAUCGUAAACAGGCGAGGUACGCGCGAAGAUCAUGAGACUGCAGUUCAAGGCAGUGAAGGUGGAGAGAUGCAGCCGAGGACAGUCAUCGCUAUUGUAGGGGCGAUAGUCUGCUUCGCAUUACUGCUACUUGGUUUCUGGUUGGUCGCUCGGAAACCACGGUCUCUUUCCAGGCCCGGUGGCGACCGUCCCAAUGAUCCCCCACAACCGCGUUGGAAGUGUUGUGACUUCAGCCGAUGGUUUUGUCUACGGAGAGCCGGGAGUCCUGCCAAUUCUCGCGACGUUGCAGUUCAAGCACCUGUUACCCUCCAUCAAACCAAUCCAAGGUUAUCGCACGCAGCCCCUUCCCUCGCGUACACUCACAUAACGGAGGAAACGGUCAAUAACUUCCACAGUGGGGCCUUCGACCUGGACGAAGAAAUCGGGGAAUUCAUGAUGCAGCACGCUGGACGUACUGGGCUCGUGGGUGUCGACGGCACGGUCACAGAUAUUGAAGGAGGUAUUAUGGGGAAAACCAAGAAGUCGGAGGUUGUAGAUGGGGUCGUGACUUCCACCGUUCGUACUAGCGGUGAUGUGUAUGCUCACAGCGGCUUUACGAGCUAGUUGGAUGUCGUUUAAGAACGACGGGGUGGGGCGUAGCGGGUUCUGAUAAUCUCGGUACUGCAACAGACGCCACAAAAUUUGUACAGCACGUAGGGGCUGUACAGCCUAAUAUGGUAAAGACAGGAAUAAUUAUUUUUAGGAUAACUCCUGCAGCUGCUCCAGCGUCAAUACUAUUUACCAAGUGGAAGCAAGUGUCUGCUACACCCGACGAGAGGUUGCUGUGUCUGACGAACAACAACAUCUGUGCUCUGGGACACCUACGGAGC
This is a messenger RNA of Pisolithus orientalis, 1134 nucleotides long. RefSeq lists its product as uncharacterized. The record is from RefSeq and is a predicted model, not a curated record. The transcript has 2 exons. NCBI's taxonomy places the organism in Eukaryota, Fungi, Basidiomycota, Agaricomycetes, Boletales, Pisolithaceae. The coding region runs from base 203 to 868 and encodes 221 amino acids.